Parasteatoda tepidariorum (common house spider) is the source of this 2830-nucleotide messenger RNA. The record is from RefSeq and is a predicted model, not a curated record. NCBI's taxonomy places the organism in Eukaryota, Metazoa, Arthropoda, Arachnida, Araneae, Theridiidae.
AUUUAUCAAACAAUGCUUUUUAUCAACAGGGAAAAGCAGAAUUAAGCCUAUUAAGAUGUGAGAAUAUGGCUUUGAAAAUUUUCUUAGAAGAGAAGGAAAGCUGUGAGACUGGUGGAAGUACAGGUGAUCACAAACAAGAGAUUCCAAUUAAUAAUGUCCUCAAGAAUUUGUUAUUGAUGUUGAAAGAUCCCACUGCAGACCUGGAUAUUAUAGAGGAGAAACUUAAAGAAUCAGUCAUAAAUGUACAACAUGAAGAGAUUAAAAAACUUAAAGAAGAAUGCAAAAGGAAGGAUGCGGAAAUAGAGUCAUUGAAUGAAAAGCUAAAUACCCAGCAACGCACAACUGUGGAUGCCAUCAUGAAUGCAGAAGAUAAAACUGCUCGUAUUGUGCAGGCAGCUGAGCUCUACAAAGAUCUUUAUAAAGAAAAAGAAAAGCUGGCAAAGCAACUGAGGAAACUGACACUCAUGAAAUCACGAUCCAAAAGAACUUCUAUUUCAAGUACCCAAGAUAAUUUGAAACCAAGUUUCUUAGCUCUUAAUAUUGAAAAGGCCUGCAGCGAGACCAGCUCUAAUAAUAGCGACUCUGAUACCGGAGAACACGUCCGAGCAUCUUGUUCAAGCUUAAAGGAGGAUGAAAUCCCUAUGCCACAAGCCAUGAUGAGUGAUAAAACAGAAGUGAUGUCUCUUACUGAUAUUAAUUCCUUAGAUAUUGCAAUAAAUAAUCUUUGUGCCGCUGUCAAAGAGGAUCAAGAAUACAAACCUCCACCCAAAACAGAGUCUCUAUGCUUGCAACUGUCACCCGUUGAAGAAGAUACUCACAUUCCAUGCGUAAUCUGUGGAAAAUCUUUUCUGAUCACGGCACACUCUAACAUACCGAUGAUAGAACAUAUCGAAAAAGAACACAAUAUGGACAUUUGCCCCCUUUGCGGACAAUUGUUCGAUAAAGCUUUCCCUUCAAAAUACCUCCUGUUCCACGUUAAUGACCAUUUCCAAUCAGAAUGAUGUCAUUUGUGUACAAUAUAUAGUAUUGAAUGUGUAUUUUAUAUAUCUGAGAAAAUACUCUUUUUUAAUUCAAUUCUUUAUGAGUGGUUAUUGAUUAUUUGAGUUAUAUUUGUAAUUUAAGAAUUUCUCAUUUAAUCAGCAUUUUGUUUAGUUUAUUAGUGGACCAAUUAUUGCUUUUCUUUUAUGAAUAUUUUUUUACUUGUAUAAGUUUUUGAUUUAUGCUCUUUAUAGUAAUAUUGCAAGGCCAUUUUUAAUUAAAUAUUGGGGUGAGGUUGCGUUACUAACUUGAAAUGAUUGUUCUUAAGGAUAUUUUCCAUUCAUAUUCAGAUCUGCCAACUCUCAGGCCAACAAAGCAAAGUAUCUUCUCUUUUUUUUUUUUUUUUUAAAAAUAACUGUUUGAAUUGGCAAACCUAGGCACACUUUGCAUACGUCAAAAAAUAUAAUAUAACCAGAUAAGGGAUUUUGUAGUUCAAGUGUGUUUACUUAUAUCCUGUUUAGAAGCUUUUUUUUAAAAAAUUCAAAUAUGCAGGGUAUCUGCGCACCUGGAAAGUCAUGGAUUUUGGUAUUGAAAAGUUUUUUAUGAAAUGUCAUGAUUUUAAAUUUUUUUUUUUUAAAAAAAUCAUGGGUUUAUGUUUCCGAAAAAUCUAAUUUUUAAAAUAGCUCCCUCCUGCCAAUUACACAUUGUUCCAAUGUUCCAAAUAUCUAAAUUUGUAGCAACUCAUAGUCAUAUUCUAUUAAAAUAUAAAAUGUUUUUAUUCUGUUCUUUAAAAAUUAUGUUGUUCUUUCAAAAAAUGAAAGAAAGAACAUCAUUUUUGAAGCAAAUUAUAUUUUAAACUUCUGUGAAUUCAGAAAUUUUUUAUUUUAUUUUAUCAAUUUAAAAUUCUAGUUUAGGCUUUUGAUAUUGCACUUACUUUAAAGAAGAAAUAAAACAGCUUUAAAUAACUUCAUAUAUCUGACAUUAUUAAGUUAUUUGCUUUUGUAUUUUUUUAGCUAUUUUAUCGCUUCAUCUCUUUCUUUACACUGUUUUUUAAGUAUAAAAUCAAUAAAUAUGAAGAUGCAGAGUAUAACGGUUUUGGUUAUACCUAUCUUUUCAAUUAAUGUUAUUAUAAUGCUAUUUUAAAUUUAUUGUCGUGUUUUUGUCGAAGAAAAUAGUAAAUUCGGUAAGUCGGGAAAAAUUCUUGGAAUUAUUCAUGGAAGGUCAUGAAAAAGCAUGGAUUUGAAAAUCUAAAAUGUAGCAGAUAUUCUGUAUCUGCUACAUUUUUAAAGUUUUAAUAAUAUAAAACUUUAAAAAGAAAAUCAGACAUUCAGUAUUUUUUAGGAGUGAAAGAGUGAUGAUUUCUAUUUCAAGAGAAUGUGAUAAAUAAAUUUAGUUUAAAGAAGGUUUGAAUUUAUUUAUUGAUUAGAUUUUGUUUCAGUUAUUGCACUAUAUUGCGGUAACUAAAAUCUCCGCCUUUUUGAAGUUGGCAGGUCUGCAUAUUUACUCUAUCUAAUGUAAUGUUAUGAAAUAGUAUGCUUCAAUAUUUUUUUAGAUAUUUAUAUAUGCGUCAUAAAUUUCUGUAGGCAAGUUUUUAAAAAGAUCUACAUUGUUUAUUUUUUUUAAUCCAAAAAAUUAAAUAAAUAAUGAUAAUUCAGACAUUUUAGAAACACACUUCUUAUUUCAGCUUUAAAUUUAGUUUUUAUACUGUAUAAAAAUUUAAAUAAUAUCAAAAUGUACGUAUUAGAAAUAGUUAGUCUUGGCUUGAAGAACAACACUGUGCUUAUACAUUUUAAUUUUAUAGACUUGAACUUGAUAUGUACAAUUCAUAAAUAAAGCUCUAUUGAGAUAAUAA